Molecule: messenger RNA, 1912 nt
Organism: Ceratina calcarata
Lineage: Eukaryota; Metazoa; Arthropoda; Insecta; Hymenoptera; Apidae
Product: mitogen-activated protein kinase p38b
Exons: 10
Coding region: 163-1245 (360 amino acids)
Biological process (GO): protein phosphorylation
Molecular function (GO): ATP binding; MAP kinase activity
Source: RefSeq, a predicted model, not a curated record
AGUGGUUUUUAAUAGUAGGCAGCUAAUUUGGAGAUGCACGAAGUGUCUGCAAAACACGGCGUUAAUUUGUAUCAAACGUUGGUCGCCGGAGUGUUUGUGGUUGUCUCACGGUUCCCGUGAGUGUCUCGUCGUGUGCGGCGUGUGUGGAAAAUUGCGCGCAGCAUGCCGGAAUUUUAUAAAGUCGAAAUAAACAGGACCGAAUGGGAGGUUCCGGAACGGUAUCAAAUGCUCACUCCAGUGGGAUCGGGAGCGUACGGCCAAGUGUGUUCAGCAGUCGAUUCGAACACCGGCCAGAAAGUAGCGAUAAAAAAAUUAGCCAGACCAUUCCAAUCAGCUGUGCACGCAAAGAGGACCUACAGGGAGCUUCGUAUGUUGAAGCAUAUGAAUCAUGAGAAUGUAAUUGGUUUGUUGGAUGUAUUUCAUCCAUCUUCCUCUCUGGAAGAUUUUCAACAGGUAUAUUUAGUCACUCAUCUGAUGGGUGCCGAUCUCAAUAAUAUCGUAAGGACUCAGAAACUGUCGGACGAUCACGUACAAUUCCUCGUCUAUCAGAUCCUUCGUGGUCUCAAGUACAUUCAUUCCGCGGGUAUAAUACACAGGGAUUUAAAACCGUCUAACAUAGCUGUGAACGAGGACUGCGAGCUGAAGAUCCUCGAUUUCGGUUUAGCCAGGCCCACAGAGAACGAAAUGACCGGUUACGUCGCCACUAGAUGGUACAGAGCUCCAGAGAUCAUGCUAAACUGGAUGCAUUAUAAUCAAACAGUCGAUAUUUGGUCAGUCGGAUGUAUAAUGGCCGAAUUAUUAACCAGCAGAACGUUAUUUCCGGGGACAGAUCAUAUACACCAACUGAACUUGAUAAUGGAGAUACUGGGUACUCCACGAGACGAGUUCAUGCAAAAAAUAUCCUCGGAGUCGGCGAGGAAUUAUAUUCAGAGUCUACCUCCGUUGAAGAAGAGGAACUUCAAAGAAGUUUUCCGCGGGGCCAACCCUUUAGCGAUAGAGCUACUCGAACUCAUGUUAGAGUUAGACGCAGAGAAACGAAUCACGGCGGAACAAGCUCUGGCUCAUCCGUACCUCGCUCAGUACGCGGAUCCAACCGACGAGCCGGUAUCUCUGCCGUACGACCAGAGUUUCGAAGAUAUAGAUUUACCGGUUGAGAAAUGGAAAGAACUCGUUUACCACGAAGUCGUAAACUUUGUACCUCAACAGCUACCUGCAACGUCCUCGACGAUCGAGGCUACUUCAUAAGAUCGGCACAGCACAACUAAUGUUAGGUAUGCAAGCGAAUGCGUAAGAUAAUAAUUAACAGUGAAACGAUUAAACGCGCCGGUGUGUAUAAUUGUUAUAUACAAACAGAUUCAUUGUAUAUAAUAGCGUAACAAAGUUAAUCAUACAAACCUAUUUUGUAUUAGGGACAGAAUAUAUACAUACAUAUAUAUAUAUUUUUGUUAACGAUACAUGUUGCAAGAGAAUGCUAACGUUUUUUUUCCAUAUUGAAUAUAAAUAGAAGGAACGUGAAGCAAUGGAAUAUAUGGUUAUUUUUAUUCGUGGUUUUAGGCGAACGUUUUUGUUAUACGUGUUAUUCGGGAGUUUAGAACGCUUUGAAGCUGCGCUUCUAAGUUCAAUAAAAAACUGAAGCCGAUUCAGGACCAACAGAUUUUUAACACGUUUCUCCUUCUGUAAUUUGAACGUUACGUUGAUUAACGACAGAUUAACGAGGCUUCAAAGCGUUACAUUUUGUUUUUAUUCACCGCCGGUUCUAGUCCGUAACAGAAAAUUAUAUACUACAUCGAAUUUACAGUUAAAGGAAUUCGUUCGAAAAUUCGUACGAACAUAAUUUAAUAUGUAAGAUACUACUAUUAUAAUGAAUGCUUUUAACAAGGAAACAUGGCUGAAUAAAUCUUUUCGAUCUUUG